This is a messenger RNA of Tachysurus fulvidraco (yellow catfish), 4632 nucleotides long. It is a transcript of the gene rrbp1b, whose product is annotated as ribosome binding protein 1b. The record is from RefSeq and is a predicted model, not a curated record. Gene Ontology annotation, cellular component: endoplasmic reticulum membrane. Lineage: Eukaryota; Metazoa; Chordata; Actinopteri; Siluriformes; Bagridae. The coding region runs from base 193 to 4134 and encodes 1313 amino acids. Gene Ontology annotation, biological process: protein transport. The transcript is spliced from 27 exons.
UGAACGCGCCUUGAUUGACGCGUCGUUAAGCCAAUGAUCUCCCGAGUCUCCUGCGCGUGUCCGGCCCACCCGCGGGCGCUUUGCCAGCUCACAGAAAGUGCCACGACUCCAGACUCAGCGUCUGUUCCGAGUCAGUGAGAAACCGUUGGACUUUCGGAAACGGGAUUAUUGCUGGUACAGGACUUAGCAAAGAUGGAUGUGUACGACCCUCAGACCCUCGGCAUCAUGGUGUUUGGUGGCUUCAUGGUAGUUUCGGCUAUCGGAAUAGCCCUGGUCUCCACUCUUUCCAUGAAGGAGACCUCUUAUGAGGAAGCCCUGGCUAAGCAGCGCCGUGAAUUGGCCAAGGCUCAGCCCCAACGUGGGGACAAGAAGAAGAAGGCAACUGAGAAGAAAGGCAAAGCCAAGAAGAAGGAGGAGAAGCCAAACGGGAAGCUUCUUGAACAGGAGGAACAGCAUGACUCUGGCCAUGAACCUGCUUCAGAAACGAGUGAACCAGAGCCUGAAUCUGAACCCGAGGUCCCUGCUGCACCUGCGCCUGUUCCUGUCCCAGUUGCCCCUGUUGUUCCAGUCAUCCCAGAGCCCAAAGUUCAGGUGGCAGUGGCAAAGCCUGCUGUAGCAGUAUCCCCACCCGCGCUUUCCCCAAAAGAUAAGAAAAAGAGGAAGGUAGCCAAGGUGGACCCAGCCCCAGCUAAACCUGUAGAAAUUGUCUUAGAAACCAUCACCAAAGAGUCGGCCCCUAAGAACACCAAGGAUUCCGCCCAUAAGGACUCGACUUCUAAGGCUGCCAAGGAACCUGUUGCUAAAGUUGUAAAAGAACCAGCUGCCAAGGCCACUAAGGGUGCCAAGGAAGCAUCUCCUAAGGCUGCCAAGGAAUCUGUCACUAAGGAGCCAUCUCCUAAGCCUGCCAAGGAACCUGUUGCUAAGGAAGCAUCUUCAAAGGCUGCCAAGGAACCUGUUGUUAAGGAAGCAUCUCCUAAGACUGCCAAGGAACCUGUUGCUAAGGAAGCAUCUUCUAAGGCUGUCAAGGAACCUGCUGCUAAGGAAUCAUCUUCUAAGGCCACCAAGGGAGCAUCUUCUAAGGUUGCCAAGGAACCUGUUACUAAGGAAGCAGCACCUAAGCCUGCCAGGGAACCUGUUGCUAAGGAAGCAGCUCCUAAAGUUUCCAAAGAAUCAUCUGCCAAGGUGGCAAAGGAAACCACCACUAAAGAACAAGCCACGAAAGCUGCUAAGGAACCAAGUGCCAAGGGAACGCAGGAACCUGCUGCCAAGCAGCAGGGUGGUAAAGCCACUAAAGAACCUGCUGCUAAGGAAUCAGACACUAAAUCGGCUAAGGAUCCUGCUUCCAAGGAACAAGCCGCUAAAGCCGUCAAGGAGCCCGCCAUUAAAGAAACAGCAAAGGCUUCCAAAGAAUCAGCUGCCAAGACUGCGAAAGAAACAAAUGUUACAACUAAGGAGCCAGUUUUGAAGGCGGUCAAGCAGCCUGCUGUUGCUGAGGUUGCCCCAGUGCCGAUCGUUCCACCCAAAGCUGAGCCGCCCAAACCUGAAACCUCUUCCAAGAAGAAGUCAAAAAAGAAGGCAGAGCAAGCACCUGCGGUGGAUGUUGCAGAUGUUCCCCUGCUGUUACCAUUUAAAACUCUGGUCUCCACCUUGAGCAGUUCCAGUUUCAGUGACUCGGAGACGCAGAAGAUUUUGGAGAUCAUUAGUGACAAGGCGGGAGCUGACACCUGGCAGCUGGCGUCUCAGAGGGGUGACCCCUUGGCAGCUCUGAAGAAGCAGCUGGAGGAGAAAGACAAGCUCUUGUCUGCUGAGCAAGAGAACGCUGCGGCAUCCAAGACACGCAUACGAGAGCUCACUAAGGAGCUGAACACGGAGAAGGGCAAGACGGCGUCGGUGGAAACCCGACUGAGCUCCGAGCUGAGCGCUCGCCAGCAGGAGAUCACCGCGCUGAAUGCCCGCAUGAAGGCUUCCUACGAUGAGCACACGCUCCAGACGCAGAAGCUCAACAGCAAGAUCCAGAGCCUGCAGGAUCGGUUGGAGAACGGCCCUGCUGCCCAGCUCGCUCGUCUGCAGCAAGAAAACGGCAUCCUGAGAGACGCUCUGAACAAAGCCUCCAGCCUCACUGAGAGCAUACAAAACGCUGAGCUGGUAAAGCUGCGGCAGGACGUGGUGCGUCUGAGCCGGGAGCUGAGCGAACGCACGGACGCUCAACAUGCCGACGAGGAGCGCCGGAAAGCGCUGGAAUCAAAAAUGGCUGCCACCGAGGAGCAGCUCGCCCAGGUCAAGGCAGGGCGUGCGGAGGCUGAGCAGGUUUUACAGCAGGCAUUGGAGAAGAUCAAGGCCGAGUUGAGUCAGGCGCAGAACAACGGCUCCACCCUGCAGGCCCAGCUGCAGCAAGCACAGCAGGACGGCAGCCAGCUCAGCGAGCUGCAAGAGCGUGUGCGUGCCACAGAGGUGGAACUAAAGGACAGGUGUGCAGAGGUGCAGGCUUUGAAAAGUCAACUUGCUCAACUGCAGCAGGACGCACAGGACCAUGUCCUCGUGGAAGUGCAGGCCCCGCUGCAGUCUACAGCACAGGUGGAGAACUCUGAGGAACUGCAGCAGCUGAAGCACAGUAUAAAGGAGAAGGAGGGCUUGGUGGCAUCUCUACAAGGACAACUAGAGAAGAUGAGAACAAGUGCAGAGGAGACGGAGAGCUUGGUGCAGCAGCUGCAGGGAAGCCUUACACAGCGAGAGAGCAAGAUCUCUGCACUGGAGGAGGAGCUGAAGCAGCUGAGAGGACAGACAGAACAGCAGAAAUCUACAAGUAAACAUGAACCUGGUGUUGAACUGUGUCUGACCACGUUACAGACUGAGAGCUCAGUGCAGCAGCUGCAGGGAAGCCUCACAGAGCGAGAGAGACAAGUCUCAGCACUGGAGGAGGAGAUGAAGCAGCUGAGGGAACAGAUAAAGCAGCAGAAUGAGGCGGCCGAGGCUGCGGAAGCGGAGCAGCCCUUUGAGAACUUGGAGAAAGACGCUCGUCUGAUUACCCUGGAGGAGGAGCUCCUGCAGCUGAGAGAGCAGGUGGAGCAGGCGAAGGCCGAGAGCAAGGAGCUUCAAGAGAAAAAUUGUGCUGCCUCUGAAGCUCUCGAUGCAGCUAAGCGAUUGAGUGAAGAAAGACUGAACCAAGCAACAAUUGCUCAGAAUGAAGUCAAACAGAAGCUCGAGGCUCUGCAGGUGGAAACUAAGACGGCGCUCCAAACCCUCUUUCCUCACAUCGCUAUAGAAACGGAACAGAGUAACUGGUUGGAGCUGUUCAAACUCGGAGCACAGGAGACACUCGCACACAGUCAGCAGAAUGCAUCUGAAGAAAGAGACUCAGCACUAACAGAUGCUCUACAGAAGGUAAAGGAAGCUGAGGAGAGACAGACAGAGCUGCAGGCGCAAUGUGACCAGUACAGAGCCACUCUCAGUGAAACGGAGGGCAUACUGAGGGAUUUACAGAACAGUGUGCAGGAUGGAGAAGCCACAUGGAAGUCCAAGAUGUCUGAAGUGGAGGAACAGCGGCAGGCGCUCAAAGGGCAGGUGAUGCUGCUAGAAGCACAGCUGGAGAAACAGCUGGAGUCCAUCAGCUUCACCCAAAGCUGUGCUGAGGAGGUGGAGCAGCUAAAGACGUUGUUAACGACCACCCAGAGUCAGCUGGAGGCGGCCCAGUCGGACGCUCAGAAACAGUGUGCCGAGCUCUCAGCAGUCAGACAGCAGCUCCAGGCGGUGACCAAAUGUGUACAAAGCAAAGAGGACGUGCAGCCCGGCCAGGUGCAGGCACAGCUGGAGCAAGCAAACGUCCGACUGCAGACAGAGGUGAGCGUGCGACAGCACGUGGAGCACAACUACGACCAGGCCCAGAGGUGUGUGGGUGACCUGGAGGCCCAGGUGGCAGAGCUGAAGGCAGCAGGAAAAGGAGCCACCACCGAGCUGAAGGAGAGGCUGGAGAAGGAGGCGAAGCUGACCCAGGAGCUCAGCGAGACCUCCGCGACACUUCAGCAGAAACUGAACGCCACUCAGGAGGAGCUCACCAAAGAGAAGGAGGUGGUGAAGAGCCUGCAUGAGCAGCUACAGGAGAAAGUGCAGCAGCAGGUGCUGUUCUCUUCCCAGUGACCUCUGUCUCUGUUAGGCUGCCAGUUAAUUGGAAGGAGAGGAGCUGAAGGAAGGAACUUCCGUUUGACAUCUCGGCAGGAAGGACGAGAAGCCGAACCACCAAAAAAUGCCUUAAUUUUUCUUUUGUCUCUAAUUGUUUGUGUACUGUAUUAAGAGGAGCGCAAAGGGAGGGGCGUGACAUACCGGGUCCAAACACAAGUUUAACAACUGACUUAUAUUUUAAGUAGAAUUCUUUAAGUAUGUUGUUUUUUUUUUCCUUUCCAUCCACGUCCAAGACUCAACACAUUCCUCCGAUUGUCAGUGUUACGAAGAAGGGCAAAGUGCAUGUGCGUCAGACGCACAACCCCGUGCAAUCACUCACAAAGACUGUCCUUCACAUGGAAGUGAAGAGAAGAAACAUUUCACGUUACAGCGAUGCAACACGAACCUUUACGCUGCUUGUAGUCGGCUGCUGACCAAAUGUGAUUUAAAAAAUUAAAAUAAACAUUUAAGAGAUUA